Anastrepha obliqua is the source of this 1032-nucleotide messenger RNA. RefSeq names its product epimerase family protein SDR39U1. The transcript is spliced from 4 exons. The coding region runs from base 77 to 976 and encodes 299 amino acids. NCBI's taxonomy places the organism in Eukaryota, Metazoa, Arthropoda, Insecta, Diptera, Tephritidae. The record is from RefSeq and is a predicted model, not a curated record.
CCUCACACAAAUUUUCAUUUUUAAGCGAUACAUCGGAGUCUUUACGUAAAAAUAUUUUUCUUAGAGUUUACAGAUUAUGUCGCGACACGCAUUAAUUGGAGGCGGCACAGGAUUCGUAGGCAGUGGAUUGAGCAACUAUAUGAUUAAAAAUGGUUACGAUGUCACUGUUAUAUCCCGUAUGCCGGGGUUGAAGCGUAUCACUUGGUUGGAACUGGAGCGAAAUGGGAUACCCAAUGGCAUAACGGCGGUGGUAAAUUUGGCCGGACAAAAUGUAUUAGAUCCUAGUCGUCGUUGGACAGAUGGCUUCAGACAAAACGUAUGGACUUCACGUGUGAACACAAGUGCGGCGUUGGUGAAGGCUAUUACAGCGGCACCUCAAGUUAAAGCCUUUGUUAAUGUGUCGGGCGUUAGUCAUUAUAAGCCGAAUGACAAUCAGAUUUACAGUGAGACUGAUUUGGUGCAAGGAUUUGAUUAUAUGUCGAAAUUGUGCCUUGAGUGGGAGAAAGCGGCAACACUACCUACCGAUGUUACACAUUGUAGAGGCAUCAAAAUACGUACGGGAGUGGUAAUAGGGCGAACAGGUGGUAUGAUCCAGAAUAUAUGGCUUCCCUUUCAGUUAGGUCUUGGUGGACCGCUAGGAAGUGGCAAACAAAUUCUGCCUUGGAUUCACCUUCAUGACUUAUGCCAGUUGAUUGUGCAUGCGAUUGAAAAUGAUAAGAUUGAAGGAGUGUUGAAUGGUGUUGCACCACAAAUUGUAACAAAUGGCGAGUUUUCAAAGGCCUUUGCUUCUGCUUUGCGACGUCCUUGCCUUUUCGCAGUUCCCGAAUUUGUGGUAGAUGCUAUUUUUGGCAGAGAUCGGUCUGCAUUACUUCUAACUGGUGCUAAAAUACAACCCAAAAGGACAUUGGAAAGUGGUUUUCAAUUCAAAUACCCAACUGCCAAAGAGGCUUGCAUAGAAGUAGUGCAAAAAACUUAGAUUUCACUAAUGAUAAUAGUAAUAUUUUUAAAUUUGAUUUGUUUUGCGAGCAUAAU